Hevea brasiliensis (rubber tree) is the source of this 1278-nucleotide messenger RNA. Its product is annotated as protein JINGUBANG-like. Bases 41 to 1117 code for a protein of 358 amino acids. Gene Ontology annotation, molecular function: protein binding. NCBI's taxonomy places the organism in Eukaryota, Viridiplantae, Streptophyta, Magnoliopsida, Malpighiales, Euphorbiaceae. The transcript has a single exon. The record is from RefSeq and is a predicted model, not a curated record.
AUUAUUUAUAGCAUAUGCUACUAGUCUUCCAAGCUCAAGUAUGGAUUCCCAUAUGCUCAAUGAUUCUCUCCAGUUUUCAAAACACAGCUGCAUCUGCAUCAUUACUCUCAAAACCCCAAAGCCACACAUCAGCUGCCUGUCAAUUCACAACACCUUACUUUACGCAGCCUCGAUCAAUGAAAUCAAUGUCUUUGAUUUGUCCAACUAUACCCACAUCGAUAAAUUUGCUGCAAAUGAUCCAUCUUCCGGUUUCAUCAAAUCUAUAGCAUUCCACAACAAUAAAGUCUUCACAGCUCAUCAGGACUGCAAGAUCAGAGUCUGGCAAAUUUCUCCUUGCAAAGAACAUCACCUUUUGUGCACGCUCCCUACCGUUAAAGACCGGUUUCGCCAUUUUUUGUUGCCCAGAAACUACGUUAACGUUAGGCGUCACAAGAAGCGGCUUUGGAUCGAACACUGGGAUACAGUUUCUGGGUUAGCUGUGCAUGGAAUGUUAAUAUACUCAGUUUCUUGGGAUAAGAGUUUUAAGAUAUGGAAUGUGGAAAAUAAUAGGUGUUUAGAGUCUGUUUUAGCCCAUCAAGAUGCUGUUAAUACAGUGGUUGUGUCUGAUAAUGGGACUGUUUACACAGGUUCUGCUGAUGGGUUAAUUAGGGUUUGGAAGAAGGUUGGCAAGGAGAGAAAGCACAGUUUGGUUUAUACUUUGGAGAAGCAUAAAUCAACGAUAAAUGCACUUGCACUAAACGGUGAUGGGUCAGUACUGUUCUCCGGUGGCUGUGACCGUUCAAUCAUGGUGUGGGAGAGGAAGGAAGUUGAUGAAAAUGAACAUCAGAUGGUGUUUGCGGAGGCAUUGUGGGGUCAUGCAGGGGCAAUAUUAUGCUUGAUGACUGGAGAGCAUUGGCUAGUGAGUGGGUCAUCAGAUCGGACGGUGAGGAUUUGGCAAAAAGGGAAAAUGGAAGGGUAUAGUUGUAUGGUAGUUUUGGAGGGGCAUGAAAGGCCAGUGAAAUCGCUUGUGGCAGUUGCAGGAGGAGGUGCGUAUAAUAAUGGUGGUUCGUCUUUGUCGAUUUGUAGUGGAAGUCUUGAUGGGGAGAUAAAAGUAUGGAAGGUCUCUGCUGAAACCUAAAUAGGGUAUCUGCAGAUAUAGAUUAGUUAGUAAUUAGUUUUUUUUUUUUCAGAAUGAUUAGUUAGUAAUUAGUUAAUUAGUCUUUACAUGGGUAGCUGUAUAUCUUAUCAUAAUUAAUUGUUAGCGAGCAGCAAAUUAAAAAGAGAAAAGGUUAUUUCCUU